Messenger RNA from Phanerochaete carnosa HHB-10118-sp, 1160 nucleotides. RefSeq lists its product as uncharacterized. The transcript has 8 exons. Lineage: Eukaryota; Fungi; Basidiomycota; Agaricomycetes; Polyporales; Phanerochaetaceae. Gene Ontology annotation, molecular function: protein binding. Bases 216 to 1088 code for a protein of 290 amino acids. The record is from RefSeq and is a predicted model, not a curated record.
AAACGGUGCGCUGGAGUUGAACGGACAAGACCCUGAAAUGGAGGAUGUGCAAGUCGAAUCUCUUGUUGAACAGUCCCCUGAGGUGUCGACGCCGCUCAAUGGCGCGAUUGUGGAAGAUCAAGAGGUUGAGGAAGAGCAGCCUCCAGCCGUUCCUGAUAUACCUAUGUUACACGAUGGCGUGCCAGACUAUAAGGCCAAGUACGUACUGAGCGGACAUGCUCGGUCAAUCUCUGCCAUCAAGUUCAGCCCGGAUGGGACCAUGCUCGCGUCUUGUGGUCGUGAAGAUUUGGGACGUAUACAAUGGCGAACUUAUCCAGACAUUGGAAGGGCAUACAGAGGGCAUAUCCGACGUCGCUUGGUCUCAUGAUGGAGAGUUCCUCGCUUCGGCUUCAGAUGACAAAACUAUACGGAUCUGGAGUGUUGAAGAGCUGGCGGUGGCCAAAGUGUUGCAGGGCCACACAAAUUUCGUAUUCUGCGUGAACUUCGGCCCCUCAUCCAACCUGUUAGUUUCAGGAGGCUUUGACGAGACUGUGCGACUUUGGGAUGUUGCCAGAGGCAGACCGUUGAAGACACUGCCAGCACACUCUGACCCUGUCACAGCAGUCACUUUCAAUCACGACGGAACAAUAGUAGCCUCUUGUUCAAUGGACGGCUUGAUCCGCAUAUGGGAUGCAGACUCUGGCCAAUGUCUCAAAACCUUGGUCGAUGACGAUAAUCCUAUAUGUUCGCACAUAAAGUUUACCCCCAAUUCGCGCUUUAUUCUGGCAUCGACGCAAGAUUCAACUGUCCGUCUUUGGAACACUCAGACAUCCCGCUGCGUCAAAACGUACAAGGGCCAUACGAACCGUACAUACUCGAUCUUCGUGGAUUUCGCGACUGGUGGGAAGCAGAUUAUUAGUGGCAGCGAAGACUGCAAGGUCUACUUGUGGGAUCUGCAGAGCCGACAAAUUAUUCAGGUGCUCGAAGCACAUCGAGAUGUUGUCAUAGCUGCGGCUAGCCAUCCGCAUCGCCCAAUUAUCGCCUCCGCUUCGAUGGAGAAAGAUCUCACUAUUCGAAUUUGGUAUGACAAAAAUGCGCCGUCCACGUAGCAUUGUCGAGUUCCGCCACGUAUUAUAUCUUGCGCCACCAGCAUAUGUGAUUCUCUACUGAUAUCAAAGGGC